Molecule: messenger RNA, 2097 nt
Organism: Drechmeria coniospora
Lineage: Eukaryota; Fungi; Ascomycota; Sordariomycetes; Hypocreales; Ophiocordycipitaceae
Product: mRNA cleavage factor complex component Pcf11
Exons: 4
Coding region: 1-2097 (698 amino acids)
Biological process (GO): termination of RNA polymerase II transcription
Cellular component (GO): mRNA cleavage factor complex; cytoplasm
Molecular function (GO): mRNA binding; RNA polymerase II complex binding
Source: RefSeq, a predicted model, not a curated record
AUGGCGUCGGAUGCGGAGGAGGUCGCGGAGGACUACCGCCAGGCACUCGAGGAUCUGUCGUCCAACAUGCGCUUCGAGAUCAGCAACCUCACGGUGAUCGCGCGGGAGAACACGGAGCACGCGUUGGCCAUCGCCGAGGUCCUGCAACAGCACAUUCUCAAGGCUGCGCCGAAUAAAAAGCUUCCCUCGCUCUACGUCCUUGAUUCGAUUGUCAAGAACGUCGGCACGCCGUACACGCUCUAUUUCGGACGUAACCUCUUCAAGACGUUCAUGGAAGCGUACGCCGUUGUCGACCAGCCUAUUCGGCGCAAGAUGGAAGAGAUGCUCAAGACGUGGAAGGACCCUGUCCCGGGAUCUAUGGACACUCGGCCCGUCUUUCCUCACGACCUCGUGCGGCCGAUCGAGAACGCUCUCAUGAAAGCGAGGGCGGCCAGCAUGCCUUCGCAAGCCUCGCUCGCCGGCAGGUCACGGUCGGCGCUGCUCCCCAGUCGAAACACGCCGACGCCUCCCGGAAUGCACGGGCCGGCAGGCGCAUACCCUUACCAGGCCUAUGCCAUGGCCAACGGUGGGCGGGCGGGUGAAAUGGGCGCGGAAAACUAUGCGUUCCUGGCACAACAGAGCGUGAGUCUUCUUCGGAACGUCGAUACGGCUGGUUACCAACGAGAUGCACCUUGGCAGUUCCCCCAACAGUCCAUCCUUACACCUGGCCCUGCGCCGGCUACGUUGCACCCAUCCGUACCCGGGCCAUACGGGCCAUCAUCGGCUGCCGGGACGAGCGUAGAAUCCUUGAGCUAUGAUAUUCAGAGCCUGAUCGUGGCGAUGAGGACCGAGUUCGCUCAGAAGCCGCAUGAUGCUAGUGUUCAGAACAGAUUAAGAGCGCUGCUGGAUCUGCAGGUGGUUGUGCAGCGGACAAACUUGCCGCCGGAUCAGCUUGAGCUCAUUAAAACCAGAGUAACUGAACUUGCUGCCGUGACAAUGAGGCCCUCGUCGACGCCGGGAUCUGCUCAGAACCCGGAGAGCGUAUCACAGCAUGGACUUGUGGCCGCGUCGCAUUCUGCUUCCGUAACCACAAGUCCACUUCCCGCACCGGUCACCCUGGACUCUCUGCUCGGUCCGGGAGCACUGGCGGCGUUGAUGGGAAGGCAGUCGGCAACUCCUCAGAACACGACGCCCAAUCCUCCACAUGGCCAGCAGGCCAUCCGACCGCCGCCGCCGCCGCCGUCGACGCAAAGACAGCAACCGCAACCGCAACCGCCAACGGCGAGCCAGAACCCGCUAUCUCUGCUGGAGCAGCUUCGCCAAGCCGGCAUGAUUCCCCAGGGAACGGGAACCCCCCCUACCGCAGGCUCCGCUCCGCUGCCUCCCCCUUCGGCUCCGGCCCCGGCGGCGGCACCCCAGCCAGUACUGCCGUCGGCGAUUGCUGGCAUUCUGUCCUCGGCCCAGGCCCAGGCCCAAGCCGGUCCGGCAAGCUCGGUGCCGGCUCUCGAUGCGGGCCUGGAUGGCGCCGUGCUGAAACGACAGUACCGGCCUGCUGCCCUGGCCGCGUUGUACGAGGAUCUCGGCCCCGCCUGUACGCAGUGCGGACGACGAUUCCGAACGGAUGCGGAGGGCAAGGAGAAGAAGAUGGCACACAUGGACUGGCACUUUCGCGUCCACCAACGCAGCACCGAGGCGGAGAAGCGAGGGACGCACCGGAGCUGGUACGUCGACGAACAGGACUGGCUAAAAUCUCGCGAAACGGUCGAUUCGGACCACGCCACGGUGGCCGUCGAAACCUCGGCGCAGGCGACGCAGCUUGAGAAGGAACCGAGCUACAUUCCGGUCCCGGAGCCGAGCAGCGGCGUCAACACCGUAUGCCCCAUCUGUCAGGAGAAGUUUGAGAACAAAUGGCUCGACACUGCGCAGGAGUGGGUGUGGCUCGACGCCGUGCUUGUCGGUACCCGGGCGUACCACGCGUCCUGCCAUGCCGAAGCGACUCGGGAUCGCGACGGCACGCCAGGUAUCUCACGACGGACCCCCGACCCGGUUCUGGGGAAGAGAAAGGCGGAGACAAGCAUCUCCUCGCCCAAGAUUCGGACGAUGAAGACCUCUGCUUAG